AUGUCGAACUGCGCGGCUCGUGACGGGCUUCUAACAGAAGAUGCUCCCUCCCCGGGAGCCCCGAUCCACGACGGAAACGAAUGGGUCCAGAGGCUGGCUAGGUUGUGUGGUCCUGGCGCAGGGCUGCGUCAUGUCGGAACGCCUCUCGCAGAGAUCGAGUCGAUAUUUGACUCGGUCUUCCCGCGCCUCCCAGCGGAAACCGGCGGCGACUCGCAUGCCGCUCAGCCCUCCAACGCCGUCCAACUGUUUGGUACCAACGCGGACAUACUGGACGCCUACUAUAUCUUCAUCCAUCCGUAUUUCCCGAUUUUGCCUCCCCCGGAACACCUUCCUGUCUCCCACAACCCGGUUCUGCUGGAGCAGAAUGCCUUCCAACCGGCCAGCCCUCUAGCAUUGGCCGUUUCGGCCAUCGUGGCUCUGGUCCCCCACCAAGAUGUGAAAGAUCCCUCGAGACCCGAGUGUGUGAAUGCGCGGGGCGAGGUCUCGAAUCGCUUCGCCCAGUCCGCGUACGAAGUCGUUGCGAGGGACUACGAACUACUGCGGUCGACGGGUGGGUUUGAAGGUUCCCUGAGAGAUGUCAUAAAUCGACCCCCAUUCCAUCUCAAGGUACCCGUGUGUCUGGAAGGAAUCAUAGCACUGACUCUACUCUCUUUCUGGGAAUAUGCUCAGCGGGGCGACAUGGACAGUACAUUACGUAGAGCUAAUGAGGCCCUGGCGAUAGCCAUCCGACUGGGAUUGCACGAGUCACUGGAAGAAAACCAAUAUGCGGAGAGCCGACGGAGGGCAUGGUGGAUCGCGUACAUGUCGGUGUGUCAUUUGGCAACCGUGAGCGGCACGGCCGCAUCAUUCAAUGUUUACGACCCUGGCUUUGUGACACCUUACCCAAAGGGGUGGAGACUGCGGGUGGAAGCCCAGCAUGCUUUAUACGAAGCCGGGAUCUUCGCUAGGGACCUCGAUGAAACUGUCCGAACAAGGGGCGAUGCAUCAUGGAUCCCGAAUCGGAUGGCGGAGCUAGAUAUCCAGAUUACUUCUCUGCUUUUUGAGUGUCGAGAUCUGUUGCCUUCGUCUCAGGUGCCGCGCUCCGAAUCGGUGGAAUCAGUAGCCUCGAAUUCCAUGCGGGCUUUUGCUGAAGUCAAACUACAUAGUGCGCGGAUCAAACUCCACCGAUACUGUGCCUUCCAAGAUGUCCCUGUGGUUCCUCAACAACCUGGGCUGGACCCAGGAUAUAUCAGCCCGAAUGAUAUAAACGCCGCAUCCAUACACAAAACCUCCAGUCCACCACACCAUCCGACAUCCCUGCAGGCAUACGGACUCAAGUUCCCAUUUUCCACGCACACUUCAUCAGCCAUUUGCGUCCACGCCGCCAUCAACGUGGUUACUUUACUCGAUAGUCUCCCAUAUCCCAACCCAACCCGAAGCGACGCUUCUGCGAACAACAUGCCCUACAUUUACCAAAACUGCGAAAUCCCUCGGGCCAUGCCGACCCUGAUCUGCUGCGCCACGCAGGCCUGCUACACGAUGCUAACGCUCUGCUGCCAGGCCAAGGCCUUCAACAUAGAUAGCACCGACUCCGGCGUAGGAAGUCCGUCUCUGGCAGGGCUCCGCCAUGAAUUGGAGCAGAGCCUGCGGUUGGUGGCGAAGUUUCUCACUAACCAUGCGAUUGCUUUCGAGGCCAUUCAGCCCUUGCGCGAUGAAGUGGUGCAGGCCGUUAAUUGUGAAUUUCAAUAA
This is a messenger RNA of Aspergillus heteromorphus CBS 117.55, 1728 nucleotides long. RefSeq names its product transcription factor domain-containing protein. Lineage: Eukaryota; Fungi; Ascomycota; Eurotiomycetes; Eurotiales; Aspergillaceae. Bases 1 to 1728 code for a protein of 575 amino acids. The transcript has 8 exons. The record is from RefSeq and is a predicted model, not a curated record.